GGUGGGAGUGCCAAGCCCCGCCCCGGACUACAAAUCCCAGGCUCCUCCAGGAGAGAGAGAGAAAGAGGAAGGGGUCUAGAGUAUUUAAGCCGGUCUGCAAGGGGUCUAGCGGUAUGGUGCGGAUGCCUCCCUCCUGCGGGAAGUCCUUGGAAAAGGAGGAAGGCGGAAGAGUAGUGCCCUGCGGAUCUGUCUCAUGAAAAGGAAAGCAGGAAUGGAGCAGUAAGGCGGGAGAAGGCAGGCCCUUGGGGGUCUUGGCAAAGACCAGGAACUCAGUUCCUUUUGGGGUGCAGUUUGGGGGGGGGGGGAUCAGUUCCUUUUGGGGUGUGAUCUUAGCAAAACCCAGGAGGUCACUCCCUUUUGGGGUGUAGUUUUUGGAAAGUGAGUCCUUUUUGGGGUGCAGUUAUUGCAAACCCCUGGAAGGUCAGUCCCUUUUGGGGUGCAAUUACUGGAGUCCCUUUUGGGAUGCAUUUAUUGCAAACCCCCGGAAAUCAGUUCCUUUUGGGGCACAAUUAUUGCAAACAUCAGAAAAUCAGUCCCCUUCGAGGUGCAAUUAUUGCAAACCUCAGAAAAUCAGUCCUUUUUAAGGUGCAAUUAUUGCAAACCCCUGGAAAUCAGUCUCUUUGGGGGUGCAAUUUUUGCAAAGUGAGUCCCUUUAGGAGUGCAAUUAUUGCAAACCCCUUGAAAUCAGUCCCUUUAGGGGUGCAAUUUUUGCAAAGUGAGUCCCUUUAGGAGUGCAAUUAUUGCAAACCCCAGGCAAUUGGUCCCUUUGGGGGUGCAAUUUUUGCAAAGUGAGUCGCUUUUGGAGUGCAGUUAUUGCAAACCCUAGGAAAUCAGUCCCUUUAGGGGUGCAAUUUUUGCAAACCCUGAGAAGUCAGUCCUUUUAGGAGUGCAAUUUUUGCAACGUCAGUCCCUUUUGGAGUGCAAUUUUUGCAAACCCCUGGAAAUCUCUCUCUUUUAGGGUGCAAUUUUUGCAAAGUCAGUCCCUUUUGGAGUGCAAUUAUUGCAAACCCCUGGAAGUCUCUCUUUUGGGGUGCAAUUAUUGCAAACCCCAGGAAAUCGGUCUCCUUUGAGGUGCAAUGUCAUAUUAUCGAAUUCCUGCAAACCACGCUCUUUUGGAGUGCAAUCUAGGAAGUUAAUCCCUUUUUAGGGGGAACAGUUAUUACAAACCAUGGAAGUGAGUCACUUAUGGGGUGCAUUGUUUUCAAACCGUAGGAAACCUGGCGUGCAGUACAGGAAGUCCAUCCCUUUUGGGGUGCAAACUCCUGGAAUUCAGUUCCUUUUGGAGUGCAAUUAGUGCACAAACUCUUGGAAGUCAAGUCUCUUUUUGGGGUGCAUUUUGAGACAUCUCCUUUUUGGGAUGCAAUAAUUGCGCACUCUUGGAAACCAGUCCCUUUUGGGGUGCAAUUUGGGAGGAAACAUUAGCAACACCCUGGAGGUGAGUCCCUUUUCAGUCCUCUUUGCAAACCACAGCCCUUCUGGGGUCGAGUUUGGUGGGGAAAUCUGUCCUUUUAAGGGGUCAAUUUGGGUCAACCCCAUUGAUCCCUGGCUAAGAGCAGGAGGCGUCUUCAGUGUCUGCAUGGGGCAUUGCAGAGAAGAGACUUCAAUGCUGCAAAGGACCAAAAAUAUUUAUUUAUUCAUUCAGCCCCCCACUGUGGAGGCUGCAAUGCAAAGGAAGGACUUAACAUGGCCUUCUUAUUCCUAUGGCAUCCUUAGGGCCUGACGGUGCUCUCUCUCUGCCCAUUUUUCUUGCUUGUACCCCAAAAAAAACAAGCCAUGCUUUUCCUAGGCAGCUCCUUCUUGCACCUGCAGCGGGGCUGCUACGGCCCUUUCUUCACUUUCGGGGGCUUCUUUCGGGGGGCUUCCUCUUCUUCCAGCCCAGGCCUCAGGCGGCUCCGGGUCUUGAUUGACAUGGACGGCGUCUUAGCUGACUUUGAAGGCGGCUUCUUGAAGAAAUUCCAAGCCAGAUUCCCGGAGAUGCCUUGCAUCCCUUUGGAGGACCGGCGUGGGUUCUGGGUCUCCGAACAAUAUGGGCAAAUCGAGCCUGAGCUCAGUGACAAGGCGAUUAGCAUUUGGGAGUCCAAGGACUUCUUCCUCGAAUUGGACCCAAUCCCAGGCGCCGUGGAAGCCGUGAAGCAAAUGGCAAAGCUGGAAGAGACUGAUGUCUUUAUAUGCACAAGCCCCAUCAAGAAAUACCGCUAUUGCCCCUAUGAAAAGUAUGCCUGGGUGGAGAAGCAUUUGGGCCCAGAGUUUCUGGAGCAGAUUGUCCUCACUCGGGACAAGACGGUGGUCUCUGGAGACCUUUUGAUCGACGACAGGCCCGAUGUUCUAGGAGCCGAGAAGCAGCCGACUUGGGAGCACAUCCUCUUCACGGCGUGCCACAACAAGCACUUGGAGCUGCCUUCAUCCCGCCGCAGGCUUCACUCCUGGGCCGACGACUGGAAGGCCAUCCUGGACAGCAAGCGGCCUUUGUAGUCAAGCCAAGGACCCGAGAGGAGGAGUGGCUCCCAAAUGACAUCUAUGGCACUCGGAGACAGGAACAGAAAUGGUCCGAAACAAGCCACGGAGACCCCCAGACAUGAUCUUGUACCUCCGCCCUGCUGCCAGGGUCACAGAGCUGACCAUUGUAGUUGGGAAUGGAAACUACAGAGACUGGGGGCCAACUCAGGGCAGAUCAUGUUUGCCAAAUGCUCUUCUUGUGCCCAGAUCUGUUCAUGUUAUCCCAUUGGUUGGAUUGUUUGGGUGUUGGGUCUUCCAAGCACUGUUGAGAUUAUCUGUGGCUUCCCGAAAGAGGGCAGCAUUGUUACGCUUUCUGCUCCCAACGAACAUGCCUCCGUUUAUGGAGCUGAAUUACUAUUUGCCUCAAAAUGGGUUUUGAGGAGCCCAGACAGAAAUCAUCUAUUCAGACCUCGUAUUCUCAGUUGGAAACCCCAAAUGUGUGAUUUGUUUGCAAAGGGGAAUUUUUUUCUGUGUUGUUCUGUCACUUUUGUUUAAAAUGGCACCAAAGGAAGGCCGGAGAGCUCAGGACUGGUCCCAAGUGAAACUGUUGACUGUUUCAAAAGAAAGACCGAAAUACCAUAGAUUUGUUUUGUUUGUGUUGUUGAGAAAUAAAUGGGAAUGAAAAAUCCCAAUGUUUGGAUUGAAAGAA
Anolis carolinensis (green anole) is the source of this 3145-nucleotide messenger RNA. RefSeq names its product 5',3'-nucleotidase, mitochondrial (gene nt5m). NCBI's taxonomy places the organism in Eukaryota, Metazoa, Chordata, Lepidosauria, Squamata, Anolidae. Gene Ontology annotation, cellular component: mitochondrion. The transcript has 5 exons. Bases 1774 to 2472 code for a protein of 232 amino acids. The record is from RefSeq and is a predicted model, not a curated record. Gene Ontology annotation, biological process: pyrimidine deoxyribonucleotide catabolic process. Gene Ontology annotation, molecular function: 5'-nucleotidase activity.